This is a messenger RNA of Fusarium keratoplasticum, 645 nucleotides long. RefSeq lists its product as uncharacterized. Lineage: Eukaryota; Fungi; Ascomycota; Sordariomycetes; Hypocreales; Nectriaceae. The record is from RefSeq and is a predicted model, not a curated record. Bases 1 to 645 code for a protein of 214 amino acids. The transcript has a single exon.
AUGCAGUCCAAGAUCGUCCUCGUCUCCCUCCUGGCUUCGGCCGUCUCUGCCCAGGGCAACUUCAUGGCCCACCCCCAGAUGAAGCGCGACCUCCUCGCCCCCCGUGCCACCGACUCUGUCGCCGGCCUCGAUAAGGAGUGCCAGGAGGCCAUCAUGGAGGUCUACAAGACCCUCCCCACUCCCGCCCCCGAGAUCGUCAAGGACCUCACCGAGCACCCCCAGACCAACCCCUGCUCCUUCAGCACUCCCGCCUCUCUCUCCAAGGAGUACGCCAGCUACAGCUCCGAGGUUCUCGGCUGGUACUCCAAGAACGAGGCCGAGAUCAAGUCGGCCCUCGAGGAGUGCCCUGCCCUCUCCAAGUACGCCAACGCCGUCCCCAUCUGCUCCGAUGCCGCCGCCGCUGGUGGUGACAAGACCAAGGCCGCCGAGGCCACCAAGACUGCUGAGGAGACCGAGGCUGAGACUGCUGCCACCGAGUCUGGUGCUUCCAAGCCCAGCGGCUCUGCUUCUGCCGAGUCUGCCAGCGAUGCUGCUGCUACUCCCACCACUUCCUCCCCCGCCCAGGCCACCAACGGUGCUGCCCGCGAGGGUGGCAUGAUCUACGCUGCCGCCGCUGUUGCCGGUAUCGUCGUUGCUGCUCUGUAA